CAAAAAAAAAUAGGGGGAAACAGAAAAGCCGUGAGCACCUCUUCCUAUAAUUGCUCCAAAUUCUCUUGGAUUUCAUUCCAUUACUCUAAUUCUGGCCGGAUUCGAUCUACUAAUCAUAUCCAGUUCAUUUGGAAUCUGAUGGACGGCAAGAGUGUUGUUAGAAUAACAAUUUUGGUAUUUAUUGAAGAUGAGUCAUAACAAAAGGUGUCAUCUUGGAUAAAUUUGGCUUUCUACUGGAGAUAAUUAGGUUGCGCAGUGCCAUUUGUACGUGGAAGAUGGGAGGAGCUAUGACAGGGGUUCUGAACAAGUUCUUCAUUGCAUCCUUGUGUAUGUUGGCUACUCCAAUUGCUGUUCUGUAUGGUUUUCAGAAUAACUUAUUCCCUGGUUCUUCUGGCAUGUCUCCUGAGGCCAUGACUCUGUGGAGUGGAAUUGUCGCCGUCAUCUCUGUCAAUGUGGUUAUAGGAUUCUACAUUUAUAUGGCAAUAAAAGAGCCUUCAGGCAAGCAUGAGCCGGAUCCUAAAUUCCUCACAGAUGCAAAGGCUAGCAUGAAGCAGUCAUCGGUAGAUCGUGCAAAACAAGAAUAGUUGGAAUUGACCAACUGCAAACCCAUUUAGUUUCUCAAAGAAAAUGAAACAAUCACGAGAACAAGCAUGAUACAUGAGCACAUGGGUGAUCUUUUUAGAGUUCGUAAAAGAGCAUGAUAGGUUUAACAUUUUGCUGAUCAUUGUUUGGAUGUUUAAGUGUAGCUUUAAGCCUACUUAACUGUACCAAGAAAGAAAUAGAUAGGUUCUAUCCUCUAUAUUGUUUCUGAAACUUGAAUAUUAUCUGCAUCUGAUAUUCAAACAGACGUGCUAUGAUCAUAUUUGUUUUCAUUUCUUUGUCUGCUCUUGUUUGUAUAUACGAGUCUCUUUGAUUCGCUCUCAGUUUGCCAAUCCAGCAUUCACACAUUUGGGACGGUGUUCAAACCAUAAACUAUAGUUGCUGCUGAUAUUCAAAUCGUCGGAUGCUUGAUGGUCCUUCUUCCUUUUCUACACAAGUGUUUCUUUCCCACCCUACCCAAAUUCUCCGCGCCCUACUUACAUAGUAACGCCCGUUGUUACUUCCAUUGCUCGAAAUCCAAUCAAUUUCUAUCAAUACAGGCACACCCAAACGAUGGCCUUAUUGAUUUCUUCGACCGCCUUCUCCAACACUGCAUCAGCGGCAUUAACGAAAGCUUUAAUCUUGACCGACCCGUUAAACAGAUUCACACGCAAAUUAUACUCACAUGCUCGUUGUCUUCGGCGUUCUUGUCAGCCAGACUUAUUUCUGUAUACGCCAAACUCUCCCUGUUGAAUGAUGCGCAAAAGGUGUUUGAUACUUCUCCUGAAGAUUGCUUUUUUAGCUGUCUUUUCUGGAAUUCGAUGUUGCGUGCUAAUGUUUCGGCUUUUAGAUACGGAAAUGCAGAGGAAUUAUAUCGUCAAAUGCGUGAACUUAAUGUUCAGCCUGACGGAUUUGGUUUUCCGCUGAUUAUAAGGGCGUGUGCGAUGAGCGGUGAUGUAAGAUUAUGCAAAAUUGUUCAUCGCCAUGUCAUACAAAUGGGUUUUGCGAAUAAUAUGCAUGUUAGUAAUGAGUUGAUGAGAAUGUAUGGGGAGAUUGGACGGACGGAUGUUGCAUUACAGGUAUUUGAUAGGAUGCCUCUGAGAAGUCGUGUUUCUUGGAAUGUUAUGGUGUCGGUUUAUGCCAAGAAUUAUGACUGUGAUGCUGCAUUUGCUGUGCUUUGCAGAAUGGAGAAUGAGGGGUGGGAACCGAAUUCUGUGACUUGGACUUCAUUAAUUUCCAGUUUUGCUAGGUGUGGGAUUACCGAGAAGACAUGGGAGUGUUUUGUUUUGAUGAAAGAUAGAGGGUUUGAUGCUACUGCUGAAUCAAUAGCUGUUGUCAUAUCGGUGUGCGGUGAGAUGCCCAGUAAAGGUGAGAUUGUGCAUGGACAUGUAAUAACAGCUGGUUUUGAGAAGUAUAUAUUUGUGAGGAAUGCACUUAUAAGCAUGUACGGGAGAAACGGUGCUGUAGAAAAGGCAGAAUAUCUGUUCUCUGGACUGGAAUCCCAGAGUAUAGUGAGCUGGAACUCAUUAAUAUCGGCCUAUGCUCAGUCAGGUCUGUGUGAUGAGGCGUUUUCUGUAUUUAUGAGGUUGGAGAGUUUAAACAACAAUUUGACAGUAGGCCCGAAUGUGGUUAGUUGGACUGCUGUUAUUAAUGGAUUUGCGGCUAGCGGACGGCAUAAGGAGACUCUGGACCUAUUCCGGCGUAUGCAGUUUGCUCAAGUGCAAGCCAAUGCUGUAACAGUUGCAGGUGUGCUCUCAGUUUCUGCCGAGCUGUCUGCUCUGCGUCUUGGUAGAGAACUACAUGCCCAUGCAAUCAGAGUUUUGAUGGAUAGUGAUAUGCUGGUAACCAAUGGUCUGAUUAACAUGUACAUGAAAUGUGGUAGCCUGAGGACAGGACAUUCGGUAUUUGAAAGAAUGGUUUACCGGGACAUAACCUCAUGGAACAUAAUAAUCACUGGGUAUGGAAUACAUGGACUUGGGGAUAGGGCUCUGAAAAUCUUCCAUCAGAUGGUGAAUGCCGGGGUUAAGCCUGAUGAAGUCACUUUUGUUGCUGUUCUUUCCACUUGUAGUCACUCAGGUCUCAUUACCGAAGGUCAUCAGCUUUUUCACCAGAUGACCCAAGAUUUUCAAAUUGAACCCCAAGUAGAACACUAUGCUUGCAUGGUCGAUCUGUUUGGCCGUGCUGGACUUCUACAAGAAGCAAGCGACGUCUUGAAACGCAUGCCUAUAGAACCCAACGCACAGGUCUGGGGAGCCCUGUUGAAUUCUUGCAGAAUGCACAAGAAUACAGACAUUGCAGAAGAGACUGCUUCUCAGAUCUUUAAUCUCAACUCUGAGGUAACCGGCAGCUAUAUGUUGCUCUCAAAUUUAUAUGCAGCAAGCGGAAGGUGGGACGAUUCUGCAAAGGUGAGGCUCUCCGCUAAGACGAGAGGCCUGAGGAAAAUCCCAGGACAAAGUUGGAUAGAGGUGAAGAAGAAGUUCCACUGUUUCUCAGCUGGAAAAGCUUUGACAUCCGAGAUGGAAGAACUUCAUGGAGUACUUGAAGAGUUGAACCUGCAGAUGGUGAUGGAGAGCCAUGGAUUCUUUGAGCCAUGCUGAAACUGAAGAAAAAUUAAAGCUUUUCUGAACAAAUCAUUCACUUCAUUUUUUUUGUUUUUUUUGUGAGUGAAAUGAAUUUCAAUUAUCGACAAUUAGUAUACCUUAAUUAUCAAUAUCAAAUAUGUAUAACUAACAAAUAAUUAUUAU
This is a messenger RNA of Sesamum indicum (sesame), 3323 nucleotides long. The record is from RefSeq and is a predicted model, not a curated record. Lineage: Eukaryota; Viridiplantae; Streptophyta; Magnoliopsida; Lamiales; Pedaliaceae.